AUGGAGGAGGAGAGAGUUGAAACCACAGGGGAAGUUCCCCACAUUGUCAAGAAGACGUGUUUGAAGGAAUUCCCGAGACAGGUGACCUCGCAAAAAGGUGAAAAGCAACCGGAUGACGGGUUGCCACAGCAACGGGCAGCUCAGUGUCAAGAGUUCCUGAAAGCUCUGGAUUCCCAUUGUUUAGGAUGGGGAAACCCACAGCUGAUAAAACGUGGGCCCUGGGAGGACACCAAGGCCUUCCUGGCCUCCUUCGAGCAAGUGGCCGAAGCCUGCCAGUGGCCCAGGGAAGAGUGGGUGGCCCGGCUCCUGCCGGCACUCAGCGGAGAAGCCCAGCGGGCCUUCCGCAGCCUGGAGGCCAGAGACAGAGAGGAUUAUGGGAAAGUGCGGGCAGCCAUCUUGCACAGGGAAGCCAACCGCAUGGAAGCCCUGCGGCAGCACUUCCGGCAGUUCCGCUAUCGGGAGGUGGAAGACCCACGGCGGAUUUAUGGCCAGCUCCGGGAGCUUUGCCACCGGUGGCUGAGGCCGGAGAGGCACUCGAAGGAGCAGAUCUUGGAGCUGCUGAUCCUGGAGCAGUUCCUGGCCAUUUUGCCCCAGGAAAUCCAAAGCAAGGUCAGAGCCCGGGACUUAGAGACUGGCACUCCAACAGUGGCAGAAGAGUUCCUGAUGAGUCCUCAAGAGGCCAAGGCCUGGGAAUGGCAGGUUCCAUUGGAGGAGGCAGCUGUGAGGCCAGAAGCUGAGAGGGUCCUUCAGAGACCGAGCUACGUGGAGGCCAGGGAGAAAGCAGAAGGGGAUCUCUGCUUGCUGGCCAGCAGAAUAAUGUCCACAAGCCACCCUAGCUCAGUGCUGCCUCCUGAAGACCAAGACUUGGCUGAAGGUGGGCUGGGUGAGGAGACUGUGAAUUUGAAUGAGGUGACGGUGCCUUUGGAUAACGCUGACUGGGCCAUGUUGAACUCCAGUCAAGGAACCAUGCACUGGGAAGUCAUGCAGGAGAACUCGGAGGACGUCAGCAGUUUAGGAGGAUUUGUGAUUCCCAAACCAGAGGCUGUACCCCAGAUGGAACAAGGAGAAAUGGUCUUUGUCCAGGACUCUGAGGAGGGGGAAGCUUUUCCAGGAAGCCUCUCUGAUGACGAGGAUCCAAGCGAGGUCAAAGAGGAGUAUUCCCCACAAGAAAACAGCGAGCCAGAGGAAAUAUACAGCAUGUCGCUGGAGAUAUCCCAAGGAAAGGCUUCUCUGGUAGCUGAGAUCCAUGAGACAGGAUGUGACUCUGACAGGAAAAGGAAAUGGAAUGAAUCCAUGGAAGGCCCAACGGCAAUGAAGGAAGCCUCGAGGCAUGCCAGGGUGAAUAGGUUUUUGCACUCCAAGACUGGGAAAUGGUAUCGCUGUAAAUCAGGACACGUUGCCAAUCAGAUGAUCCCCACUGGAGCGUCCCUUCAUGAGUGCCUGGUCUGUGGGAAACGCUUUCAGAAAAAGAACUACCUUGCGAAACACCAGAGGAUCCACAUGAGACCUAAACUGUUUCAGUGCUCGGAGUGCGGGGAAAGCUUCAAUUGGAGAGAAGGGUUUAUACGACACAAGGGGACGCACACCGGCGAGAAGCCGCACGAAUGCACCCAGUGCGGGAAAUGCUUCAGCCAGAGGGAGAGCCUGAUUAGGCACGAGAAGAUCCAUACGGGAAAGAAGCCGUACGAAUGCCCCGAGUGCGGGAAGAACUUCUGCCGGAGGGAUUCGCUCGUACGGCACCAGAAAAUCCAUACAGGGGAGAAGCCGUACGAGUGCCCCGAGUGUGGGAAAAGCUUUAAUCAGCGAGAAGUACUGAUCCGACACCAGAGAAUCCACACGGGGGAAAAGCCAUACGAGUGCCAGCAGUGUGGGGAGAGCUUCACUCAAAGAGCUAUACUGAACAGACACGAAAAAAUCCAUCUGGAAGAGAGGGACUUUUUAAUACUCUGAGAGCAAGCCCUUCUGUCUGCUUCCCU
Molecule: messenger RNA, 1976 nt
Organism: Euleptes europaea (tarantolino)
Lineage: Eukaryota; Metazoa; Chordata; Lepidosauria; Squamata; Sphaerodactylidae
Product: zinc finger protein 397-like
Exons: 6
Coding region: 1-1950 (649 amino acids)
Biological process (GO): regulation of transcription by RNA polymerase II
Molecular function (GO): DNA-binding transcription factor activity, RNA polymerase II-specific; RNA polymerase II cis-regulatory region sequence-specific DNA binding
Source: RefSeq, a predicted model, not a curated record